Messenger RNA from Aricia agestis (brown argus), 5353 nucleotides. It is a transcript of the gene Crag, whose product is annotated as DENN domain-containing protein Crag. Gene Ontology annotation, cellular component: cytoplasmic vesicle. Gene Ontology annotation, molecular function: protein binding. Lineage: Eukaryota; Metazoa; Arthropoda; Insecta; Lepidoptera; Lycaenidae. The record is from RefSeq and is a predicted model, not a curated record. The transcript has 36 exons. Bases 164 to 5053 code for a protein of 1629 amino acids. Gene Ontology annotation, biological process: regulation of Rab protein signal transduction.
GGUGUUUUUUUAUCAAAAGUAAAACUAAUAAAAUAAUUUAACAAUGAUUCUCUUCCGUUAAUUAAAUACAAUAAUUGCAAAUAUUUCAGGAAAUAGCACGGCGUACUCAGUUUUGUUAAAUAUGUGUUUGAAGUUAGUGGUUGUCUAAAAACAAUAUCUUACAAUGGAUGAGCGCCGCGUAGCAGAUUACUUCGUCGUAGCUGGAUUACCGGACCAACCAGAGCUGCUUGAUGACUCUGAUUCUGGUCAUCUAAAAGGAUACACACCUAAAGCGCCUAUCACUGAUAUAGGUGUUAUAUUCCCUGGGCUCUCUGAGACGCUGCCAAAUGGUUAUGAACUUCUAGAGUCAACACCGACAGGGCUGCCUGCAGACUUGAACCAUGGGUCAAUGCGGUCACCUGAAUGCUUUCUGUGCAUACGGAGAGGGCGGGACCGGCCACCUCUGGUUGAUAUUGGCGUCAUGUACGAAGGUCGCGAGCGGCUCAUGGCUGACGCGGAGAUGGUGCUCAGCUCGGUGGGCGGGCGCGUGGCCAACGUGAACAACUCCACCGCCAAGACGUUCAUCACGUAUCGGCGCGCGCACCCCAGCGCCCCCUGCAACGCGCUCGUCGUGGUCGACAUAUGCGUCAUUGUGGCCAGCAGGGGCGAGACGCCGCCGCACGCCUUCUGCAUGAUCUCCAAGAACCUGAACAAAGGUCUAAUGGGCAGUGACGUAUACCUGUGUUACAAGAAGUCGAUGAACCGGCCGCCGCUUAUAGCGUACAAACCAGAAGUGCUGUUUAGGUACCCCCUAGUAGACCGGCGGAGUCUAGUGUUCCCAACUUCGGUGCCGCUGUUCUGUCUGCCGAUGGGUGCGACUCUCGAGCUGUGGCCCAACCACGCGCUGUCGCCCAAACCGAUAUUUUCCACCUUCGUGUUGACGGUCGCUGAUGCUACUGAUAAGGUGUACGGUUCCGCGGUGACCUUCUACGAGCCGUACCCGUCGUCGUCGCUGACGGAGUCGCAGGCGGAGGCGCUGGGCUGGCGCGCGGGCGUGUCGCACCGCACGCACGCCACGCACGUCUCCAAGUGCCUCUGUCUGCUGUCGCGCUGGCCCUUCAGCGACUCCUUCGAGCGCUGGCUGCUGUACGUCCUGGACAUGUCUCGGAGUAAGGAGCCCCUGAACAUACCCAUAGAGCGAUACAUCAUCCACUUAUUGGAGGAAGUUCCUUUCCCCGAUCCAAGAAUAUUAUUACAGUUGACAGGCGGCGGGCGCGUGCUGAUCACACGUCACGACGAACAGCCUCUAGCUAGAAGCGCGGCGGGCUUCAGACAGCUCCUACUUAAUCUGGGCCCCGACCACUGCCUGCUGUUACUCGCACUGGCCGUGACUGAACAGAAGAUUCUAAUACACUCGCUCAGACCGGACACACUGACGGCGGUUUCCGAAGCAGUAUCGAGUCUCCUGUUCCCGUUCAAGUGGCAGUGCCCCUACAUACCACUCUGUCCAUUAGGUUUAGCGGAAGUUCUACACGCGCCUUUACCAUACCUAAUAGGGGUUGAUUCUAGGUUUUUCGACUUGUAUGAGCCACCGCCAGAUGUAACUUGUGUAGACUUGGAUACUAACAAUAUCACAAUAUGCGAGUCUCAACGUCAUAUUUCUCUGAAACUUUUACCAAAACGGCAAGCGAGAAUACUUCGACAAACAUUGGAGCAACUGUUUGCGAAUAUUCGCCCUGGUAUGCUAGCGUCUCCAGUUCAUUCUAACGACAACAAAUACAACGGAGAGCCCACAACAAGUCUAGACAGAGAGUUUCAGAAGAGACGAAAAGAGCAAGCCCUAGAGUUGAAGAUUCAGGAGGCGUUCCUGCGUUUCAUGGCGGUGACGCUGCAGGGGUACCGCAACUAUCUCAUACCCAUCACCAAGGCACCGACCGUCGGCACCACGGACCCCCAUGCGUUGUUCCAUAUGGACUCGUUUAUGCGGUCGAGGGAAAAGUCGCAGCAGCGGUUUUACGAGCUCAUGAUGCGAACACAAAUGUUCACUCGCUUCAUCGAGGAGCGUUCGUUCGUGUGUUCGGAGCAGGGCCUGUCGUUUUUCGACGAAUGCACGGAGCGGGUGGGCGCGGACGAGCCGCUGUUGGGAGCGGGCGGGGCUACGGACGCGUCCGAGCGGACGGUAUUCGUCCUGCCGCCGGACCCGCCUGAUCCACCGAGCGACCACACAUACUCGUACCCCACCUUCGUGCUGGACGAACAACUGGCGGAGCGGUGUCGGGCGAGCGCGCGCGGUGGCACGCUGUCCGCGGCGCCGGCGCCCGCGGUCGCGUCCGCCGAGUCGCUGGCGGACGCGUCGCCGAUGGCGCGACGCACGCACCAGGAGAUUGCGGCCGCACAGAGGUUAGCGCGAAAAGCUUGCCUUUUACCCGAAGCCUGGGCAAAAUGUCUGUUGGGAGCCUGCUAUUCUUUAUACUUUCUUGCGUUGCCGAGUCGAAUGAUGCUGAAUAGAGGAAAAGAACACGCCACACUGAGAAAUGCCUAUGAAUUACUAGAAAGAGCUACGAAAAUACGAGUGCCCUGCGAUGAGGUCUGCUACAGAGUGAUGAUGCAGCUAUGCGGUAUCCACAAACUACCGGUUUUGGCCGUCCAACUGCUUUUUCUUAUGAAACGCGCGGGCCUCCAACCCAACGCGCUCACAUAUGGAUAUUACAACCGAUGCGUGCUUGAUACUAUGCCACAAGAUAUGCCAAGUGGUUCCCAACUCUUGUGGAACAAGCUACGUGUGGCGGUGGUCGGCGCGGCGCUGUUCAGACAGGCGGGCGCGCAGCGGGCACGUCGCGCCGCUGGAUUGCAGCCAAGUAGUGGAACUCUACCUCGCGUGCGAACUGUAGCGGGGGAUGGCUCGGAGUUGUCGGCGUUGGCUCUAGCUGAACCCGCUAAAAGUCAUUUGAGUCUCGACUCUGCCGGUGGUCGUGAUACAUGGGAGACGCGUGAAAGUCGAAGCGAGGCGUCGGCGAACGCGUUCGAGGCGUUAUGCCGGCGAGGGAAUAUCGUGCGCACGCAGCGCCGCCCGCGCGCGCCGUACGCGCCCUCUGCCGCGGGAAUACUCAUAUCAGGCCUACCUUCAGAUCCAGAUUUGAGUGUGUCGACGAGGCACCGAAGGCGUUCACUUGGCAGCGAAGAGACUGAACCAAACGUACCUGUAACAGAAAAAAGACAGACAAUCCACGUGAGCCCUGAGAGUCCGUCCGACCGGCGGAUACUGACGCGCUCCGAGAGCUUCGCCGGGGACGCACAGAUCGUACAAAACCUGCAGCGGCUAUCGUAUUCUAGUGGAACGUCAAAUCCCAAAUCUCGGUGUUCUCGAACGCUGAGCUUUCCUGAAGAACCAGAGCGGGAGGCGGCCGCCACCGACGCCGAUAACAAAUCAUCGCCUCUCAAGUUAUCACCUCGUACGCCAGUCCUCUGCGAUGAUCCGCUAGGCGCGCUGCAGCCCGAGGCGCCGCCCGCCCCGCCGCCCGUGGAGCCGCCCGUGGAGCUGCCCCCGCCGCCCAAACACGAGCUCAGCGUCAGCCCGAAGCUGUUCCACCGACGCAGCAGUUCGUUCGACGAGCCGGCCGAGGAGCAGCAAGGGAAACUGCACAGGAGCGAGACGGCGCCGGGCGGGGUAUCCGCGAGUCUCGUCAGCCUGGGCAACUCGUUGAAGAACAGCUUUGGACGCUAUUCACCCGCCAGACUGUCGUUGCGUAAAGAGAACAUGAAAAUUGGCAAGGCAAUGAUCGAAAAUUAUUUCAGUCCAACGAGUAUAGCCGGAAAGAAGUCGAAUGAGCUACUACAGAGUGGGCUCAGCAGUCUAAAGUCAGCUGCGACGAGCAUGGCCAAAAAGUUUGACGAAAUGAAGGAGGUUAUAUCUGCCAAUUCCACGCCUGUAAAAGGUGCCAUUGGGAACGCGACCAGCGCACUCACUAGUUUCAUCACGGAAGAAGACUCUACUGACGGCUCGUCGGAAGUUAAUCCUGAUGAAUGGUCAGUGGGUAUGGGUUUCCGUCGGUCGUCGUCGGACGCGGAGCUGGCGUGCUCGCUGGAGCGCGGCGGCUCGCUCGCCACGCUGCUCACGCACCUACCCGACAACCUCUACCCGAUACUGAAUGACACACGGACAGAGAAGGGCUGCGUGGAGGUUCAGAUGACGUCGUGCUCGCAGUGCCACCAGUGCGCCGCGCUGCUGUACGACGAGGACAUCAUGGCGGGCUGGGCGGCCGACGACAACAACCUCAACACGCGCUGUACCGCCUGCGGCCGACACACCGUGCCGCUGCUCACCGCCCAGAUAAUGCGCGAAGGACAAACACAGACUGAAACAGUCAGUGUGCCCUACCUUAAUCCCUUGGUGCUGAGAAAAGAAUUCGAAUCUAUAUUAGGAAGGGAAGGCGACUCGUGUUUGAUCGAGCGAGAGUUUGUGGAGUCCCAUCCGAUCGUCUACUGGAACCUAGUUUGGUUCCUUGAGCGCGCUAACAUCGACAACCAUCUGCCGGAUCUACUUUGUCCGAACUUCUCCGCACGAUACCAAAGUUCGGAUGCCCUGCCCGAUGUUGAUAAGUCAACAGGUUGCCGCGUCACGUGCUUGUGGGAGGGGCGUGGCGGGGGCGGGGCGGAGGCCUCGGAGGCGGCUCUAUACCGCUGCUGGCGGGCGCGCUCCGAGGAACGCUCGCGUCGCCUGCGCGCGUUACUGCUGACAGACCACGACGCGAGGUCCAGCCACUCGGUGAUGCUGGCGGUUCUGGACGGUUUGGUGAGCAACGACCUCACGGACGCGAUCCGCAAGUUAGCGGCGUGGCGGGAGUCAACGUGCGGCAACAAGAGACAUUAUUCCUACUAUAGGGACAUAGUAUUCUUCGCGAUGGAGGCGCUCGGCGAACAGAAGAUCGACCUGAUAGCCCUGCAGCGCGAGUACCGGCGCGCGCUCGAGGCGCUCGGCCCCGACACGCGCCCUCACGACCUGCCGCCCUCCGCCGCGGCGCUCUGCUGCCGGCAUUACUUCAAGCGCCUGCGUCUGUUACCGCCGGAACAGUAAUGGCGAGACAUUGACGAAGCUGAAAAAAAUCAGUAGGCAUCUAGUUUCCCCCAACGCUUAGCAGCAAUAUUUAGGUAUCAAGCACCGCUUAUUUUGAGCUUAAUUUGUAAGGGAUAUAUUUUAAAUGCUCGAAUCAUUGGCAACGUUACAAAGUUGGACCACCGCGUGAAAUUCAUGUCAACAAAUAAUUUUAAAAUACUAUAAAAGCUUUGUUCCGCUUGAGAAAGUGUAUAAACUAUAAUGUUUGCCAAAUAAACCACUUUGUAUAUGAAUGACAGACAGAAUAGCUUAUCUUCAUUA